Messenger RNA from Salarias fasciatus (jewelled blenny), 2641 nucleotides. RefSeq names its product mitofusin 1a (gene mfn1a). Bases 162 to 2327 code for a protein of 721 amino acids. NCBI's taxonomy places the organism in Eukaryota, Metazoa, Chordata, Actinopteri, Blenniiformes, Blenniidae. Gene Ontology annotation, biological process: mitochondrion localization; mitochondrial fusion. The record is from RefSeq and is a predicted model, not a curated record. Gene Ontology annotation, molecular function: GTP binding; GTPase activity. Gene Ontology annotation, cellular component: mitochondrial outer membrane. The transcript has 18 exons.
CACACAGCGUAAGCUGAGCUUUGCAUGUUGAGGAUCGCUUCAGUCCGUUUGUGUCCGAUGUUCAGAAUAAAUGCGUGAUGGGAGGAAGCAGCAACCCGAGAAGAAUGAAUCCACCAACCACGGCUGACCUCUGAACCCGAGAGACACAGCAACACGGCGUCAUGGACGAACUGGAUCCGUCUCCUCUGCGGCGUUUUGUCAUCGCCAAGCGUUCGAUCACCGGCAUCUUCGACCAGCUGCUGGACUUUGUGAAGGACGGCUCGGCCUUCGUGGACGAGGCCUGGCGCAGCGCCGAGCUGGGCCCGGUGGCCGUGGAGGAGCAGAGUCUGGAGCUGCAGAGCUGCGCCACCAAGCUGUGCACCAUCAGGGACGUCCUGGCCCGCAGACACAUGAAGGUGGCGUUCUUUGGCAGGACAAGUAACGGCAAGAGCACGGUGAUCAACGCCAUGCUGAGAGACCGGGUGCUGCCCAGCGGCAUCGGUCACACCACCAACUGCUUCCUGAGGGUGGAGGGGACGGACGGGGACGAGGCCUACCUCACCACCGAGGCGUCCAACGAGAGGAGGGGCGUGACCUCGGUGAACCAGCUGGCUCACGCGCUUCACAUGGACCACAUGCUGGACCCCGGCAGUCUGGUCAAAGUGUUCUGGCCCAAGAGCCGCUGCGCUCUGCUGAGGGACGACCUGGUCCUCAUGGACAGCCCUGGGACCGACGUGACUCUGGAGCUGGACAGCUGGAUCGAUAAGUUCUGUCUGGACGCAGACGUCUUCGUUCUGGUGGGAAACGCCGAGUCCACCCUGAUGAACACGGAGAAGCUUUUCUUCCACAAAGUCAGCGAGAGGAUCUCCAAGCCGAACAUCUUCAUCCUCCACAACAGGUGGGACGCUUCAGUGACCGAGCCCGAGUACAUCGAGGAGGUGAGGAAGCAGCACCUGGACCGCUGCGUCAGCUUCCUGGCCGAGGAGCUGAAGGUGGUCCGUCUGGACGAGGCCCCGGGGAGGAUCUUCUUCAUUUCGGCUAAAGAAGUGCUGAGUUCCAGGAUGCAGCAGGCGCAGGGCAUGCCAGAGACAGGUGAGACAGGUGGCGCUCUGGCUGAGGGCUUCCAGGAGAGGCUGAGAGAGUUCCAGAGGUUCGAGAGGACAUUCGAGGAAUUCAUCUCUCAGUCUGCGGUGAAGACCAAGUUUGAGCAGCACACGGUGAGAGCCUGGCAGAUCACCGAGGCCAUCAAAGCUGUGAUGGACGCCAUCAACAUCUCCUCGGCCGACAGGAAGAUCUGCUGCCUGGAGGAGCGGGAGGAGCAGAGGGACCGGCUGGACUUCGUUCGGGGACAGAUUAACCGUCUCAGCGACAGCGUCAAGGAGCGGAUCAAAACUCUGACCGACGACGUGGCGGCCAAGGUGGCCACAGCUCUGUCUGAUCAGAUCCGCUCUCUUCCCGUCCUGGUGGAGGAGUUCAGAGCCGACUUCAACCCAACGCAGGAGACUCUGCAGCUGUACAAGGCGAAGCUGCUGCAGCAUGUGGAGGAGCGACUGGUGGGCUGUUUGGCUCAUCGCUGCUCUAACCGCAUCCUCAGAGACAUUAAAGACGCCCAGAGUCACAUGAUAGACAGCGUCCGUCCCCUGCUGUCUCUGUCCGUCCAGGAGACGCUCUCAUCUCCCUCCGCCUCCUUCGAACUGACCUACGACCUGGGCCUCGCCGCCCUCUGUGAGGACUUCAGAGAGAACAUCAGCUUCCAGUUCUCUCUGGGGUGGACCGCCCUCGUUACGCGCUUCAUCGGAGUCGCCGGUGCCAAGCGAGCGCUGACCGGGUCCGACCCCCGACUGCAGGAAGGGGCCACCCUGAAGGACGAGAUGCUGGUCUCCGUAGCGACAGGCCUGGUCUCAGUCACAUCCCGGGCGUCCAUGACAGUACUGGUGGUUGGAGGAGUGGUGUGGCGUUCGGUGGGCUGGCGUAUCAUCGCCCUGUCCUUCUCUCUGUACGGCCUCCUCUACCUGUACGAGAAGCUCACCUGGACAGACGCCAGCAAGGAGCGCGCGCUGAAGCGACAGUUCGUAGAGCACGCCACCCACCGCCUGAGAGCCGUCAUCCCCGUCACCAGCUCCGCCUGCAGCCAGCAGGUGUACAAGGAGCUGUCGUCGACCUUCAGCCGUCUGACUCAGAGAGUGGACCUGAGCGAUGCUGAGCUGGAGGGGAACAUCCGGCAGCUCAGCUUCAGGAUCCAGAGACUGGAGAACAUCCAGAGGAGGUCCAAGGCCUUCAGGAACAGAGCCACGGAGCUGGAGACUCAGCUGGAGGUCUUUUCUGUUCAGUACCUGCAGGGAAACUAAGAAAAACAAUUUGCUGCAGCUUCAUUCAGUCCAGUGUGAGUGGUUUGUAUGAACUGCAGACUCUCCGUCUCUCAGCCCAAACAGAAGAAUCGAAUCACCCAGAAGCUACUGACCGCCGCCUGGAUCCCGUCUGAGCCGGUUUCAUUCAUAUAAUCAUCUCUCAGUACGAUAAGGUGUAGAAAAUAUCCAGUAUGGACUGAAAACUUCUAUUGAAUGGAAAUAAAUCAUAUAUUCCAUAUUCAGAACUAAGUCUAACCCGUAAGGACCCAGUUCAACCUGUCAAGAUCCAGUUGACCCCUUCAGGACCCAGGUUG